AUGGCUGCUCCCAUCACCUCAAGGACGGAAACUCUCCAGAAGUACCUCAGACUUGAUCAGAAGGGCAUGAUCAUGGCUGAGUACGUCUGGGUUGAUGCUGAGGGUGGUACCCGAUCCAAGUCUCGAACUCUCCCCGAGAAGGAAUACAAGCCUGAGGACCUCCCUGUCUGGAACUUCGACGGUUCAUCCACCAAGCAGGCCCCUGGCGAGAACUCCGAUGUCUACCUCCGACCUUGCGCUGUCUACCCCGACCCUUUCCGCGGUUCUCCCAACAUCAUUGUGCUCGCUGAGUGUUACGACUCAGACGGUACCCCCAACAAGUUCAACUUCCGUCAUGAUUGUAUCAAGGUUAUGAAGACAUAUGCCGACGAGGAGCCUUGGUUCGGUCUCGAGCAAGAGUACACCCUCCUUGGAGCUGACGACAGACCUUAUGGCUGGCCCACUGGUGGUUUCCCUGCUCCCCAGGGUGAAUACUACUGCGGUGUUGGUACUGGCAAGGUUGUCCAGCGCGAUAUCGUUGAGGCUCACUACAAGGCCUGCUUAUACGCUGGUAUUCAGAUUUCUGGAACAAAUGCUGAGGUUAUGCCUGCCCAGUGGGAGUACCAGGUCGGUCCGUGCACCGGUAUCGAGAUGGGUGACCAGCUCUGGGUUUCUCGAUUCUUCCUUCACCGUGUCGCCGAGGAAUUCGGCGCAAAGGUUUCUCUGCAUCCUAAGCCAAUUGCCGGAGACUGGAAUGGAGCUGGAAUGCAUUCCAACUUCUCCACCAAGGCUAUGCGUGAGGAGGGCGGCAUGAAAGUCAUCGAGGAGGCCCUGAAGAAGCUUGAGCCUCAUCAUGUUGAGUGUAUCGCUGAGUACGGUGAGGACAACGAUCUCCGUCUCACCGGCCGACACGAGACCGGCUCGAUCGACUCAUUUUCAUGGGGCGUUGCCAACCGUGGCACAAGUAUUCGCGUUCCCCGCGAAACUGCUGCCAAGGGUUACGGUUACUUUGAGGAUCGUCGUCCUGCUUCCAACGCUGACCCUUACCGGGUCACAAAGGUUCUCCUUCAGUUCUCUAUGGAGUAA
Molecule: messenger RNA, 1065 nt
Organism: Fusarium venenatum
Lineage: Eukaryota; Fungi; Ascomycota; Sordariomycetes; Hypocreales; Nectriaceae
Product: glutamine synthetase
Cellular component (GO): cytoplasm
Molecular function (GO): glutamine synthetase activity
Source: RefSeq, a predicted model, not a curated record